This is a messenger RNA of Ipomoea nil (Japanese morning glory), 3251 nucleotides long. RefSeq names its product protein argonaute 5. Gene Ontology annotation, cellular component: cytoplasm. The transcript has 22 exons. Gene Ontology annotation, biological process: regulatory ncRNA-mediated post-transcriptional gene silencing. Bases 71 to 3010 code for a protein of 979 amino acids. The record is from RefSeq and is a predicted model, not a curated record. Gene Ontology annotation, molecular function: RNA binding; protein binding. NCBI's taxonomy places the organism in Eukaryota, Viridiplantae, Streptophyta, Magnoliopsida, Solanales, Convolvulaceae.
AUACCAUUUUCUUCGCUUGUAUUCCUUGUCCGGAUUAUACUCCAUUUUCGUCGAGAUUACGAUCACAAAAAUGUCAGGCCGUACGGGCGGCGGUGGAGGAGACGGCCGAGGACGGUCGCAACGCGGUGGUGGUCCCGGCGGUAGGGGCGGUGGGCGUGGCGGCGGCGGUCGUGGUGGUGGUCCCGGCGGUAGAGGCGGUGAUCGUGGUGGUGGUGUUGCCGGCCAUGAGGGAACCGGCGGUAGGGGACGCGGUGGUGGUCCCUCACCGGCUUACAGUGUGGGAUCACCAUUUCCCCAGAUUCCCGCCACCAUUACGGCUCAGUCUCUGAGCUCCGAUAUGGAACAAAAACUCACGAUUCGACCGUCUGAAGUCGGGUCAUCUUCGUCCAAACAGCCGGAAGUCGAGUCUCCGGUGCUCCCUCCGGCGUCGACAAAGGCUAUUCGUUUUCCAGCUCGGCCGGGGUGUGGGUCGAUAGGUCAGAAAUGCGUCGUACGAGCUAAUCACUUUUUGGUUCAGAUUGCUGAACGAGAUUUACAUCACUACGAUGUGAGCAUUACUCCUGAGGUUACAUCAAAGAAAGUUUGCAGGCUGAUUAUCAGCCAAUUAGUUACAAAUUACAAAGGGUCCUACUUAGGCAAUAGGAUGCUUGCUUAUGAUGGAGGCAAGAGUGCUUAUACUGCAGGGGAAUUGCCUUUUGUCUAUAAAGAUUUUGUUGUGAAGUUAGCCGAUGAGGAUGGGGGUUCAAGGCGGCGAGAAAGAGAAUUUAAAGUGUCAAUCAAAUUUGCUGCCAAACAUAGUCUUUAUCAUCUUCAACAAUUCUUGCAACGCAAGCAGCAUGAUUCGCCACAAGAAACCAUACAAGUUCUUGAUGUGGCUUUGAGGGCAAAACUAUCAUCCAAAUAUGAAGUUGUGGGGAGAUCAUUUUUCUCACAUGAGUUUGAAGAGGGACACCUAGGUGAUGGUUUGGAUUACUGGAAAGGAUUUUAUCAGAGCCUUCGGCCAUGUCAAAUGGGGCUAUCUUUGAAUAUAGAUGUGUCUGCCAGAGCAUUUUAUGAACCCAUUUUUGUUUCUGAGUAUGUGAAGAAGUUUGUUAGAGAUUUGAGUAGGCCUUUAACAGAUCAAGAUCGUUUAAAGAUUAAAAGAGAUUUGAAGGGUGUUAAGGUGGAAUUCGAUCAUCAAGGUCAAAUCAGACGGCGCGUCAAGAUCUCUGGAUUUUCUUCCAAACCGCCUCAUGACUUGAAGUUUAAACUUGAUGGAGGAGAGGAGACUUCUGUAGCCCAAUACUUCAAGCAGAAAUACAAUAUUGUACUCCGAUAUCCCAUGUUGCCUGCCAUUCAAUCCGGCAGUGAUGCCAAACCUGUAUAUUAUCCAAUGGAGGUUUGCCGAAUUGUCAAGGGCCAGCGGUAUACAAGAAAACUGAAUGAAAGACAAGUAACUCAGUUACUAAGAGCAGCAUGCAAACGUCCUGCUGAGAGGGAGACUUUGAUUGGUGAUAUACUCAAGAGGAAUGAUUAUAACAAAGACGAACUAGUGAGGGAAUUUGGAAUGCAGUUAGUUCCUGAGCUUACUGCUAUUGAUGCACGCGUCCUUCCACCUCCAAAGAUAAAAUAUCAUGAAUCUGGGCGUGAAUCUAUAGUUGAUCCUAGGGUUGGACAGUGGAACAUGAUAAAUAAGAAAAUGGUUGAUGCUGCGAGAGUGGAAUUUUGGACAUGUGUCAACUUUUCAAGGUGCAAUGAUCCAGAUAGGUUUUGUGGAGAAUUGCUUGAGAUGUGCUGCACUAAAGGGAUGGAUUUUAAUCCAUCGGCAGUGGUUCGUAUUCGUUCUGCUAAUCCUAGACAAAUUGAAAAGACUCUGAUUGAAAUUCAUAACGAGUGCACUGCUAAAAUUGCAAAUAUGAAGCCUGGUGGAAGUUUACAACUUCUAAUAGUUAUUCUUCCUGAUGUUAGUGGGUCCUAUGGAAAGAUCAAACGGAUUUGUGAGACCGAGUUGGGAAUUGUCUCGCAGUGCUGUCAACCUAGACAAGCAUCUAAGUAUGGUAACAAGCAAUAUCUUGAAAACGUCGCACUAAAGAUAAAUGUUAAGGUUGGUGGAAGAAACUGUUUUCUGGAGCUAGCUGUGCAGAGGAAAAUACCUUACCUCACUGAUCGUCCUACAAUUAUAUUUGGGGCUGAUGUUACUCAUCCACAGCCCGGCGAGGACUCAAGUUCUUCAAUUGCUGCGGUGGUUGCAUCUAUGGAUUGGCCGCAAGUCACAAAGUAUAGAGGGCUGGUUUCUGCACAGCCACAUCGUGAAGAGAUCAUCCAGGGCCUUUAUAAAACAUAUCAGGAUCCACAAAGAGGAUUGGUUCAUAGUGGCAUGAUAAGGGAGUUAUUAAUUGAGUUCAGAAAGUCGACAGGGCGUAAGCCAGAGAGAAUCAUCUUUUAUAGAGAUGGAGUAAGCGAAGGUCAGUUCAGCCAAGUUUUGUUAGAAGAAAUUGAUGCAAUUCGAAAGGCAUGCUGUUCGUUGGAGGCUGAUUAUCUCCCUCCAGUUACCUUUGUUGUGGUGCAGAAGAGGCAUCACACCCGCUUGUUCCCUGUGAAUCAUGGGGAUCGUAGAAUGACAGAUAAAAGUGGCAACAUACUGCCAGGUACUGUGGUUGAUACGAAGAUUUGCCACCCGACCGAAUUUGAUUUCUACCUUUGCAGCCAUGCUGGUAUCCAGGGGACCAGCCGUCCUGCCCAUUACCAUGUGCUGUUUGACGAGAACAGAUUCACUGCAGAUGCCUUGCAGAACUUGACAAACUGCCUGUGUUACACAUAUGCUCGGUGCACUAAAUCAGUCUCCAUUGUUCCACCUGCAUAUUAUGCACAUUUGGCUGCCUUUCGAGCUAGGUAUUAUGUUGAGGAUGAAAUAUCAGAUGGAUCUUCUGGAAAGUCCGGUGGUGGCAGGGCUACAAGGGACAGGGAUGCUAAUGUUAAGCCAUUGCCUAUAAUCAAGGACAAUGUGAAGGCUGUUAUGUUUUACUGCUGAAGAAAAUACUUAGUUGUUUUACUGCUGAAGAAAAAUACUUAGUUGUUUUGCUGUGGAAGAAAAGUACUUAAUUGUUUUUUGCUAUUCAACUUGGCUUUUGUUUAGUGCUGUUUUUUUUGCCAUCUUGGAGAUAGAUAUCCAAGGAUAAUUCAAACGUUGGUGUUUUGUCAGGCACAAAGUCAAGUUUGAAAACAAGAAAAUUAUUAACUUCUUGUGUUUUUGCGUAUUUAUUGUAUUUACA